This is a messenger RNA of Haemonchus placei, 345 nucleotides long. The record is from the annotation of a GenBank genome assembly. Lineage: Eukaryota; Metazoa; Nematoda; Chromadorea; Rhabditida; Trichostrongylidae.
AUGAACUCCCUGACAGUACUCGCCAUCGCCCUUGUCUGUAUUGCCACAGUGGAAGCUCAGUGGGGAUACGGCGGUGGACCAUACGGUGGCGGCAUGGGAGGUCCCUACGGAGGCAUGGGCCCCUAUGGUGGAAUGGGCCCAUAUGGUGGAAUGGGCCCAUACGGCGGUUAUGGAGGAGGAAUGGGCCCAUAUGGCGGAGGAAUGGGCCCAUACGGUGGAAUGUAUGGACGACGACGAUUCGGCUAUGGAGGCUACGGUGGAUACGGAGGCAUGGGAGGCUACGGACGGAUGAACCCAGUGCAAGGAGCAUUGAUGGGUGCCAUGAUGGGUGCUAUGAUGGGAUAA